Messenger RNA from Manduca sexta (tobacco hornworm), 2427 nucleotides. RefSeq names its product glutenin, high molecular weight subunit PW212. The transcript has 2 exons. Lineage: Eukaryota; Metazoa; Arthropoda; Insecta; Lepidoptera; Sphingidae. The record is from RefSeq and is a predicted model, not a curated record. The coding region runs from base 9 to 2204 and encodes 731 amino acids.
GGCCGGUGAUGGUACUCGGUCUCAGUGUAGUAGUGGCGCCGACCGGCCGACCGCUCGACAUGAAGCUUACCUGCAUCGCGUUGGUGUUGUGCGCGUGCGCGUGGUUGGCGGCGGGCGAUGUCGCCCACGUCAAGGCGGCCAAGGCGAAGCUGAUCGGCAGGAUUGCGGCCAAAGUGAAGCACCACAAGCGCGGCAUCCUGUCCGCGGUGCCGCCCUACAAGCUCGGACACGACAUCCCAGUCGUGACGCACUCCGUCGUGAAGCCGUUGGUCGUCUCGUACCCUCCCACUGCUGCUGUGACAGCGGUGAAGGUCCCUCUUACUCAUCCUCUUAUCUCGCGAUACCCGGUACCAGUAGGACAUAAAGUGCCCGUGCCUCAUCCUCACUACGGGCUAAAGUUCCCUCAUCAUUCAAAGACAGUGCUUUUGCCUAAACCUGACCAUCAUUUUCACCAUCACCAUCAUCACGUGGAACCAAAGCCGGUGUUCCCUAUCGUGCCCGCGGAGCCACUCCCUGCAACUCCUCUAGUCCCGGUGCCUCAGCCGACCGCUACGAUAGCGCAUCCUGUGCCAGUGCCGCCUCCCACGCCGGUGAUCCACCCUGCCCCAGUAUUACCUGCGCCAGUACUCCCCGCCCCAGCUGUGCCAGUGCCCGUAGCCGCACCAGUUAAUCAUGUACAUUUGAAGCCUGUUUUGCCUGGACCACCUGUGCCUCUACCGGCAGCCCCAGUUGUGUCUCCAGUGUACCCGAUUGCUCAACAGAUCCCGUACAUCUUACGCCCUGGUGGCGCUGUACAAACUUCAGUGUUCGCUCAAUAUCCUCGCUAUGCCUUUAAUUACCAGGCCCCCUUCCUACCUUUCGCAGCUGCCGGAGGAGUGGGUCCGGUGCUCUUCGAUCGUCCUCAGGUCCCGCCUUACCAUCUCGUGCCUCAAGGUGGCGCGCAUAAUGGAGUCGUAUUUGAGCAUCCUCAGCCCGCAGCACCUGUGCCUGUCGAGCCUAAUCUAUUACACCCCACACAGGUGAUCCCACAGCCUGCCGUUCAUUUGCAACCAGGUCAAGCGGAGGUGCAUCUACACCAACCUCAACCCGAUUUGCAUUUCCACCCUGGACAACCAGAAGUUCAUUAUCAUCCAGGACAACCUGAAGUACAUCUACAGCCCGGCCAACCUGAAGUCCACUUACAUCAAGGUCAGCCUGAAAUUCAUUUACAACCGGGACAGCAAGAAGUUCACUUACACCAUGGACAACCUGAAGUACACUUUCAACCAGGCCAACCAGAAUUGCAUCUUCAACCUGUGCAACCCGGAUUCCACUUGCAUCCUGGACAACCUGGUGUAUUGCAAUCCGGACAACCUGAAUUACAUUUACAACCUGGACAACCUGAGUUCCAUCUACAGCCGGGUCAAGCAGGUGUUCACUACCACCAAGCACAGCCGGAUUACCACCUUCAACCCGGGCAACAAGACGUGCACUAUCACUCCGGACAACCUGAGCUACAUCUCCAGCCCGGACAAUACGACAUUCACGGUCAACAAGGAAACACUGACGUCCACGUGCAACCCGGUCAAACCGAUAUCAACUAUCAUUCCGGACAACCUGACGUGCAUUUACAACCACAACCCGGCUUCAACUUGCAACCCGGUCAGCCCGAUCUGAGUGUGCAACCUCUGCAACCAAAUGUGCCCCAAUUUCAAGGACAGCCUGGCUUUCAAAUACAACCAUCACAGCCUGGAGUACACCAAUCCUCCGUGCCUCUAGAUCAUGAUGGUUGGAACCCAGUGCAGCCGCAAGCUCAUGACUUUUCUCAAGGCCAGCACCCAGAGGCACAAUACCCUCAAGACGGUCACCAUCAGUUCACACAGGAGCAGGGGACGCAGGUGUUCGAGCAGCACGCCGGGGACGAGCAGUAUGACUACCAGCACCAGCUGCAGCACCACAUCCAGACGCAGAUAGAACAGGGGCAGUACGAUCAAAACUACAACAACCACCAACUCGGCCAGGAGUACGGCACGCCGCAGCCGGCCCAGGAGUACGGGCAGCCCGCCCAGGACUUCAACUUCGCGCAGCAGCCGAGCAACGAGUACGGCGUGCCGCAGGCGGAAGGGCGCAGCUCGGAAGGCGAGGGCGAGCAGCAGCGGUUCCAUAACCACAUUCCCCUGGGCCUGCAGCCGCCGCUCGACCGCCCCCUCGACCAUUUCCGAUAAUCCCUGUGUGAGUGUUACCUCAUCGUGUGAUAGUGUAUUGACUGGCGAGUGUCGAGUAUCACGGACAGCGAGUUUUUGUGAAAUAUGUGACAAUGAUAUUGUUCAUUGUUCGAUCGAGUGCAUUCACGUUCAUGUAUUGCCUAAUACCGUCUACUGGUAACUUAUUAACAUAGCUUUAAUUCAAUUUAUUUAUUUUGUAAAUAAAUUAUAUUUUUUAAAUAAA